Lachancea meyersii CBS 8951 is the source of this 2334-nucleotide messenger RNA. NCBI's taxonomy places the organism in Eukaryota, Fungi, Ascomycota, Saccharomycetes, Saccharomycetales, Saccharomycetaceae. The record is from the annotation of a GenBank genome assembly.
AUGUUGUCAGCACGCCGAAUUGUGCAAAAGCCCUUGGCUCGUGGGUUGGCCUCGGUGUCGAACUUGACUAGAGACUCCAAAGUGCACCAAAACUUGCUAGAAGACCACUCUUUCAUCAACUACAAACAGAAUGUGGAGACACUAGACAUUGUGAAGAGCAGGCUCAACAGACCCCUAACUUAUGCGGAAAAGAUCUUGUACGGCCAUUUGGACAACCCUCACGGCCAGGACAUCGAGCGUGGUGUCAGCUACCUAAAGCUACGGCCAGACCGUGUGGCGUGCCAGGACGCCACGGCUCAGAUGGCCAUUCUGCAGUUCAUGUCUGCAGGCCUUCCACAGGUUGCCAAGCCUGUCACGGUGCACUGUGACCAUUUGAUCCAGGCACAACUAGGUGGAGAAAAGGACUUGAAGAGAGCCAUUGACCUCAACAAGGAGGUUUUCGACUUUUUGGCCACUGCCACCGCCAAGUACAACAUGGGUUUCUGGAAGCCAGGCUCCGGUAUCAUCCACCAAAUUGUACUUGAAAACUACGCUUUCCCAGGUGCCUUGAUCAUCGGUACCGAUUCCCACACGCCUAAUGCUGGUGGCCUAGGUCAACUGGCCAUCGGUGUCGGUGGUGCUGACGCCGUGGACGUGAUGUCCGACCUCCCAUGGGAGUUGAAGGCCCCUAAGAUUCUCGGUGUCAAAUUGACCGGCAGAAUGAGCGGCUGGACUUCUCCUAAGGAUAUUAUUCUAAAACUAGCCGGUAUCACUACAGUCAAGGGUGGAACCGGUAAGAUCGUCGAAUACUUUGGUGACGGUAUCAACACCUUCUCCGCCACCGGUAUGGGUACCAUCUGUAACAUGGGUGCUGAAAUUGGUGCCACAACCUCCGUUUUCCCAUACAACAACUCCAUGGUGGACUACUUGAAGGCCACCAAGCGUGGUCAAAUCGCCGAUUUCGCCGACUUGUACCACAAGGACUUGUUGUCGGCUGACAAAGGUGCCGAAUACGACGAAGUGAUCGAAAUCAACUUGAGCGAAUUGGAACCUUACAUCAACGGUCCUUUCACCCCAGAUUUGGCCACUCCAAUCUCUGCCAUGAAAGAGGUUGCCCCUAGAAACAACUGGCCUUUGGACGUUAGAGUCGGUUUGAUCGGGUCUUGCACCAACUCUUCUUACGAAGACAUGACCCGUGCUGCCUCUAUUGCCAAAGACGCUGCUGCUCACGGUUUGAAGGCCAAGUCUUUGUUCACCAUCAGUCCUGGUUCCGAGCAAGUCAGAGCAACCAUUGCCCGUGACGGUCAAUUGAAGGCUUUCCAAGACUUUGGUGGUGUCGUCAUGGCCAACGCUUGUGGUCCAUGUAUCGGUCAAUGGGAUCGUCAAGACAUCAAGAAGGGUGACAAGAACACUAUCGUUUCCUCUUUCAACAGAAACUUCACUUCCAGAAAUGACGGUAACCCUGAGACUCACUCUUUCGUCGCUUCUCCAGAGAUCACGAUCGCCUUGGCCAUUGCAGGUGACUUGAGAUUCAACCCACUUACCGACAAGUUGAAGGACAAGGACGGUAACGAGUUCAUGUUGAAGCCACCAACCGGCGUGGGUUUGCCACCAAAGGGCUACGAUGCUGGUGAAAACACAUACCAAGCCCCACCCGCUGUGCGCUCGGAGGUCGAAGUUAAGGUUUCUCCAACAUCUGACCGUUUGCAACUAUUGGAACCAUUCGACUCUUGGAACGGCAAGGAUCCAAAGGACCUACCAAUUCUAAUCAAGGCUUUGGGUAAGACCACCACUGACCAUAUCUCUAUGGCUGGUCCAUGGUUGAAGUACCGUGGUCACUUGGAGAACAUUUCCAACAACUACAUGAUCGGUGCCAUCAACGCUGAGAACAAGAAGGCCAACUGUGUCAAGAACUUCUACACUGGUGAAUACGCCGGUGUUCCUGACACCGCCAGAGCCUACAAGAAACAAGGCCAAAAGUGGGUUGUUGUUGGUGGUGAAAACUUUGGUGAAGGUUCCUCUCGUGAGCACGCUGCCCUAGAACCAAGAUACCUAGGUGCUUAUGCUAUCAUCACCAAGUCCUUUGCUCGUAUUCACGAGACCAACUUGAAGAAACAAGGUUUGUUGCCAUUGACUUUUGCCCAACCAGAGGCCUACGACAGAAUCAACCCAGAUGACCUAAUCGAUCUUGUCGGUGUUACUGACUUGGCUCCAGGUAAGCCUAUCACCAUGAGAAUGAAGACCAAGUCUGGCGAAACCUGGGAGACUCCUUUGAACCACACAUUCAACAAAGAACAAAUCGAAUGGUUCAAGGCCGGUUCCGCUCUAAACAAGAUGGCUGCUGCCAAGAACUAA